UGAGGCUUAUUAAGAUUCCAACUUGGAGGCCGGAUAGAGUCAUCCUGUCUCCAGUGGGUGUUCUCAAACUGCACUUAUCGGAACUCUGAGUGCGGACUUCGGGUGGAGGGUUCAGGUUUCACCCUCCGGGGACCACGAGCCUCUGCAGUGCCUUGUCUCUCGCGGAAGAGCGUUUGCAAGCGGCGGCCGCGCGCUCCGCCUGCGCUCCACCGAGAGGCCCCGCGGCGCGGCUGGCCGAGCCAGGAGGCGGCGGUCCGGGCUGGGCCGGGACUUCCUUCCUCCCGGGCGGGACAACAGAACCACCCGCAGCCGGCAGGGAGCUUCUGGCAGCUCGCUGAGGUAGAGCGCAGCGAUGGGCUCCCUGCUGAGCAGCGACAGCUCCAAGUCCGCGCCCGCCUCCGCCACCCCGCGGACUCUGGAGCGCAGCGGGGACUCGGAGCUGCCCAUCACCUCCUUCGAUUGCUCCGUGUGUCUGGAGGUGCUACACCAGCCGGUCCGGACCCGCUGUGGCCACGUGUUCUGCCGAUCUUGCAUCGCGACCAGUAUAAAGAACAAUAAUAAAUGGACGUGUCCAUACUGCCGGGCAUACCUUCCUUCAGAGGGAGUGCCUGCAACUGACAUAGCCAAGAGGAUGAAGUCAGAAUACCGGAACUGUACCGAGUGUGGAACUCUGGUUUGCCUCAGUGACAUGAGGGCACACAUAAGGACCUGUGAGAAGUACAUCGAUAAAUAUGGCCCACUGCAAGAACUUGGUGACACCACAGCAAGAUGUGUAUGUCCAUUUUGUCAGAGGGAACUGGAUGAAGACUGCUUGCUGGAUCAUUGCAUUAUCCACCACAGAUCAGAAAGGAGGCCCGUGUUCUGCCCGCUUUGCCAUUCACGGCCGAAUGAAAGCCCGAGUACCUUUAAUGGCAGUUUAAUUAGACAUUUGCAAGCCAGCCACACUUUGUUUUAUGAUGAUUUCAUAGAUUUUGAUAUAAUCGAGGAAGCCAUUAUUCGAAGAGUGCUAGACCGCUCACUUCUUGAAUAUGUGAAUCAGUCAAACACCACAUAAUUUUAUGACUAGGAACGGGACCAUUCACUCGUACCAUUUAAGAUGCUGCUGGAAGGACUGGAGGGGAAUUGUCAAUGUUUGAUGGAGAACCAUGUACUACAGUAUUAUAUGCUUGUCUUUGUUAUGUUGCAUUCACAAACUGUGUUCAUUUUGGUUUAGAUCUGCCUUUAUAUUCUUGAGUUUAUUAGACAUUUAACCACAAGAAACAGCCUCCAUCAUCCAUUAACAGAUGGAAGAGACACAACACAGGCUGGCUAUGUGAUGGAGCAGCUUCAUGUGUACAUUAGUGAUACUGUGUAUAAUGCUACAUAUUCCCAACUGUCAUCAUGGUUAAGCGAGAAAGCCAAUCUCUGUUCUAUGUUAGAAGAUGGAAAAAGGAAAAAAAUAUGGACAUUAAAGGAAAUCUGAAAUUUAUUCAAAUUCUCAUGCUCUAAUCUCCAAUAAAGAAUCUUUUGAGAAAGGAGGAAAGGAAAGAAUUUGAAGUCACCAAAAUCCAAUUUAGCCAAAUUAUAGUACAUAAUACUGCAACAAAUUCUGUGUUUGAAGUGUAUUCUUAGCCAGGCAUGGAGGAGCAUGCCUGUAAUCCCAGUAUUCAGGAGGUGAGUAUAGAAGGGGCAGGAGUAUGAGGCCAGCUUUGGCUAAUGAGUUGGCUAAUAAGACCAUAAAAA
Molecule: messenger RNA, 1722 nt
Organism: Mus pahari (shrew mouse)
Lineage: Eukaryota; Metazoa; Chordata; Mammalia; Rodentia; Muridae
Gene: Rnf125
Product: ring finger protein 125
Exons: 6
Coding region: 353-1054 (233 amino acids)
Biological process (GO): ubiquitin-dependent protein catabolic process; protein polyubiquitination
Molecular function (GO): ubiquitin protein ligase activity
Source: RefSeq, a predicted model, not a curated record